Messenger RNA from Culex pipiens pallens (northern house mosquito), 1922 nucleotides. RefSeq names its product membralin-like. Gene Ontology annotation, biological process: positive regulation of ERAD pathway; response to endoplasmic reticulum stress. NCBI's taxonomy places the organism in Eukaryota, Metazoa, Arthropoda, Insecta, Diptera, Culicidae. The coding region runs from base 461 to 1861 and encodes 466 amino acids. Gene Ontology annotation, cellular component: endoplasmic reticulum. The record is from RefSeq and is a predicted model, not a curated record. The transcript is spliced from 7 exons.
CGCACCACCGCGGUUCUGCAGAAGAGCCACCCGUCCGUCGAAUUGGUCAUUCGGUCGCGAAGGUGUCAAAAUAUUGGAACUUUUUUUCGUGUGUGUUUUUGAAAAAUUAUUUUGGACCAAUCUGCUUUUCGGUUGCGGGAUUUCCGCAAGUGGACAAACGUCGGGCGCGGUGUCCUCGCGAAAGCUUCGUCGUGCCACGGUUCGGUCGCGGUUUGACGGGCGGAAAAUUGGACUCUGCAUGAAAUUGGCAAUAUUUUGAAAAUUUUUGCUCUGCAAAAAAAAAGAACGAAGAGAAGUGGUUCGCAACUCUUUGUGCGUGUGUGCGUCUGUGCUGACAUUAAAGUUCUUGAAGGACCAGUUCUUGGAAUAACAUUAUUGGUCCGUUCACCGUUCUGCAGCUGGAGGAAGGUUCUUCUAAACUAGUUUUACUUCUUUGAUUGAGUGUCCUUCCAGCGACGGAAUGGCGGAACCUGGCGUAGCAUCGCCACCUCCAAACCCUCCGCAGGAACCUGCCCCGGGGCUGGGAGGAGGAGGAGGAGGAGGGCCAGGGCCAGGACCAGCACCGCCCGAGGCAAACAAUGCCGCCAACAAUCCGAAUCCGCCGCCGCCGCAGCCGCCGCCGAGGAUGCGGAACAAUGCUCAGAAUCCGCUGAUUAACGUCCGGGACCGGUUGUUCCACGCGCUGUUCUUCAAGACGGCCAUCGCGUACGCCCAGAUGGUGCCGAAACCGGUCCGGCGAGCCAUCGAGCUGAUCAUGCUGCUGAAGGCGCUGGCCGCCUUCUUCAUCCUGGUGUACAUCCACGUGCACUUUUCGCAAACCCCGACGACCUGCCUGGAGCACGUCAAGAACGACUGGCCCCGGGACGGCAUCGUGAGAGUGGAAAUCAUCCGCCACAACCCGAACGCCCCCUCGCCCGUAACGAGCAGUCUGGCCGUCGACCCGAAAGCGCUGGACCCGGACCUGCUGGACGACGGCAACGGGAACAUGCUGCGCAACACGCACAAAAACGGCAUGAUCAGCAUCGACCCGUCGACGACGUUGCCCCACGAGCAGCAGGACCAGAACCAAAACCCGGAACUGCCCCUGCAGAGCUACGCCAACAGCAGUCCGUGGGCCGCGUCCCAGCAGCCCCAGCAGUCGCAAACGUCGGAGGUUUACCAGCCGUCGGCGUUGGUGGAGACGGCGGGUCCGCAGAUUGAAAGUACCCAGUUUGUGGGGGCGGCGACGGCGAGCAAGGUCGAGCCGGACAAGGUCGUCGUCGUUGAGGAGGAGGAAGAAACGAUGACCGAGGAGCAGCGACUGCAAAAGGACUACGGGGAAAGUGUAGUUAUCUACACUAAUGAGACGAUUUUGAAAAAUUUGGAAAAAAUGAAGGACGAUCCGGUGCAGGCGGACGGACUGAGGACCGAUGUGCCGGAAAUGGAGAAGCUGAAGAAUGCUGUGUGGACCGAGGAGCAGUACAUCGUCGAGUACUCGCUGGAGUACGGCUUUCUGCGCCUCUCGGCCGACACCCGCCAGCGGCUCAACAUCCCGGUGCACGUGGUCCGGCUCGAUCCGCACGAGGACAAGUGCUUCGGCGAUUCGUUCUCGCGCUUCAUCCUGAAGGAGUUCCUCGGCUACGACGACAUCCUGAUGGCCUCGGUCAAGGUGCUGGCCGAGCAGGAGGACAACAAGGGCUACCUGCGGAACGUGAUCACCGGCGAGCACUACCGGUUCGUGUCGAUGUGGUGGAUGUCGCGCAGCUCGUACUUUGCGCCCUUCUUCAUCAUGCUGCUUUUUACCUUGACCAUCUCGAUGCUACUGCGCUACUCGCACCACCAGAUCUUUGUUUUUAUCGGUAAGUACAAACAAUUGGUCUGAUGGUAUGGAUGUAACGGUACGGCCUAGGUUAGAAGAGAAGGGCCUUGUAGGAAACUUAAUU